Messenger RNA from Mesorhabditis spiculigera, 1698 nucleotides. The record is from the annotation of a GenBank genome assembly. Lineage: Eukaryota; Metazoa; Nematoda; Chromadorea; Rhabditida; Rhabditidae.
AUGCGGUUACUCUGGGUCUUCUCAUCCCUUCUACUCCUCGGCACCGUCUCUUCCCUAAACCUCCUUUUAUUCCUCAUCGGGACUAAUCAAUUCGAGAGAGGAACUUUUGAGUAUUUGGCCCAGCAACUGGCGUUGAGACAUCAUAAUGUAAUUACUGUCAAGCCAAUUCUGAUUCCUGAAGAGCCACGAUUGGUGAAGCCGAAGCUUCAUUUGGUGCGGGAGAAAACGAUGAAGAAUUUGUUGACCAAAAAACUCUACGAACCGCUCGAAAAAAUCGGUGACACCGUCCCGUGGAGUCAAAACUAUGAGCUCGACAAGAUGGAGGAGCCCUACUGGGUUGCGCACAAUGCUUCUUGCGUAAAGAUGCUAAAUUCGAACCUGAUGGACCAACUCAAGAAAGAUGAGCUUGACGUCGUGAUUGUUUACUCUGGAAACCCCUGUCAACUAGCUUUGGCGCACGUGCUCGGCAAGCCUGUGAUCUAUUUUGAUCAGGAAGGACUCACCGAUGAGACCCUAGUUGCUGCCGGCGUUUCGCCGAGCCUUGACUACCCAUCUUCACACUGCCCGUUUAGGCCGACGCCCUUCCUUCCCCUCAAUCGCAUCUUCAACGGUAUAUGUAUUCUGAAAGAGUACCUGGCCCAGUCGAGGAUUCGCUUCUUGGCCUCAACUGUAUCAAGAAGAUAUAAGCACCUUGACCAGGAGAUCACAAGAAUGUUUGCUGAGGAUUAUGAGAUUAAGAAGAGAUUCAAGCCAUUCCCGGAUGUCAAUGAACUCAAGGGAAAGUCCGCUCUAUUCUUCGCCAAUACCGAUCGAUUAUUGGAGUACGAGCGACCGCUUCCACCCCAUGUAAUUCCGGUCGGAGGAAUGCAUAUCGAUCAUCCGAAACCGUUGUUUGCGCCCUGGAACACCUCGAUAGAAUCCGCAGAAUCCGGUAUGAUCAUCGUUUCGAUGGGAACGCAGGCCAAUUCGGCGCAUAUGCCAGAAUAUAUGGCCAGAGCCCUCUUCGGUGCCCUCUCAAAGCUGAAGAAGUACCGUAUCUAUUGGCGAGUUGGGCCCACGAUCAAAUUGGCCGGUGUCGAUGUCGAGAAACCGCCCAGCCAUAUCAACUUCACGGCUUACAUUCCGCAGAAUGAUUUGCUGGCGCACAAGUCCUGCAAGCUCCUAAUCACCAACGGGGGUAUGCUAUCAGUCAUGGAAGCGGUGGCCCACGGUGUCCCGAUGGUCGGCAUCCCGCUCUAUGGCCAGAAUCGGCAUAAUAUGGGAAAAGUUGCGCACAGGGGUCUUGGGGUUGUCGUUGAAAAGCAGGACGUUACCGAGAGCACAAUUUAUGCGGCUAUCAAGAAUGUGCUUGACUAUCCUAGCUUCAAAAACAAGGCCAAGUGGGCGUCUAAGGAAUUCAAGGCCAGGAAAAAUACUCCGUUUGAAGAGGUACUCCACUGGAUUGAGUUCAUCGCCCAACAACAGGGAAAUCCUUUGAAAUCCCCAGCCAGCCAUCCGCUCAUCCAACUAGCCAAGCAUUUAUGUCUAGACCUGGUUUUGGCAGUAAUUUUCGUGCUCUACGUACCGUAUGUCUUUGCGCGAUGGUAUCUCCGGAGAAUGCUCAACAAAUCAUCUACUACCCCUCAAAAAUCCAUCACAUCAAAAUCCAGCCCCUCGAAGGAUUCCAACAAUAAUGGCGGCGAAUCGAAAAAAUUGAAA